Messenger RNA from Perca fluviatilis (European perch), 2761 nucleotides. It is a transcript of the gene usf2, whose product is annotated as upstream transcription factor 2, c-fos interacting. Gene Ontology annotation, biological process: regulation of transcription by RNA polymerase II. Bases 409 to 1383 code for a protein of 324 amino acids. Lineage: Eukaryota; Metazoa; Chordata; Actinopteri; Perciformes; Percidae. Gene Ontology annotation, molecular function: RNA polymerase II cis-regulatory region sequence-specific DNA binding; DNA-binding transcription factor activity, RNA polymerase II-specific; protein dimerization activity. The transcript has 11 exons. The record is from RefSeq and is a predicted model, not a curated record.
GCAGCUUUGCGCGGAUAAACAGCAGCUGUGCGCCGCGGAGCAACGAAACGGAAACCCAAGGACAAAAAACAUUUCCAACGAACGCUUUAAAAGGAAAUAAUCUUCCAGACUCGCAUCCAUCAGAUAAUCUAAAAUACUUUAACGAUCUUAACCACACGACCGGAGCACCCCCGCCUCCGUGAAGCUGCAUAAACAUCCCGGAGUGUUUUUUUUUGUUUUCCGCACAGACGCAGACGACUCCCUCCUGCUCGGCAGCGGCCUCCAUUUUAGCUCCUUGCCCGGUCGGUGCCUCACGUGUCCUGGACUGUCUUUCUCACAUGACCCGUGUGUUUGUCCCCGUGAUCAGCGCUUCCAUCUCCGUAAAUCAGUGUCGUUGAAUAGCAACGUUUUUACACCCGCAGAAGCUUCAUGGAUAUGCUGGAGCAGAGUCUGGACAGCUCGGCGAGUCACGACAAACAGGAAACGGAAGAGGUGGUGCAGUUACAGGAAGGAGAGACGGUGGGGGCGGAGGAGCAGACUGCAGUGACCAUCACUGGCGUCCCGCAGGCUGCGUUCGCUGACAAUGUGCAGUACCAGUUCCGCACAGAGAACAGUGGAGGACAGGUGACGUACCGUGUGGUUCAGGUGACAGACGAUCAAUUAGAAGCAACAGCUGAUGGGACUGGAGCUGUCAGCGUCGUCUCCGCUGCAGCGUUUGCAGGAGCUUCUCAGGCUGUGGCACAGGCUGUUAUCCAGAACCCUUUCAGUAACGGGGGCAGUCCUGGCGGGGAGACCGUGGGAGGAGAGACACGUUUCGCUUAUUUUCCUGCCGCCACCGUCAGCGAUGGAACAGCCGUGUCCGUGCAGGCCACCGCUGACCCAACGAUAGCACAGGCAGGAGGCCAGUUUUACGUGAUGAUGAGCCCCCCUGAGGUGCUACAGACGGCAGCUCCUCGUACCAUCGCACCGCGCACACACACCUACACUGCAGACCUUGGUGAAAGCGAGAUGUUGCAGCAUGGCAGUUCAGACUGGAAGGUGGACGGUCCACGGGCGCCCCGAGAUGAGCGGCGAAGAGCACAGCACAAUGAAGUGGAAAGAAGAAGAAGAGACAAGAUUAACAACUGGAUUGUAACACUUUCAAAAAUCAUCCCUGACUGUAGCAUAGACAGCAGAACUGGAGCGAGUAAAGGAGGCAUCCUGUCCAAAGCUUGUGACUACAUCCGAGAGCUGCGUCAGAGUAACCAGCGACUGCAGGACAGUUACAAAGAGGUGGAGCGAGUGGAGAUGGACAACGAGCUGCUAAGACAACAGAUUGAGGAACUGAAGAAUGAUAACGCGCUGCUUCGAGCACAGCUACAGCAGCACGGCGUAGAAGUCAGUGGAGAUGCAACAUCACAGUGAUUGUGGACUGGACACAUGAAACCUCACAAACACAAUGUCGCAUCCUCCCACCCACCUGAACAAUACCAUGAAAGGAAUGACAAUGAUUGACAAUUUCCAUCCGAAACUGGACCACACAAACGCACACCGGGCUCGAGAAAAACACUGAAGGACUGCAAGGGCCUCCUCCACCUCCAGCUGUUCAAGGCUGAACACUCUAAAAUCCGUUAGCUGUGUAGCUAACUGAACCUCUCACCUAUGCUUCAAGGAAUACGACCUCAGCACCGCACCACCAAGCUUGCACCAAACUUUCUUUUUACUUUAAAUUAUGAACCUGCCACAGAAAAUUUACUUUUAAUGAUUUCACCUUUUUUAUUGUACCGCAAACUUCUCCUCCUACUUCUUCCUUUUUUUUAGUUGUUGUUGACUUUUGCGGUGUUUGAAACUACUAAAUGUGACAUGAAUGAUAGCUCCCAUUUACUUUUUAAUUUAUUAGUGUUUAAGGAAUGUGUACGCAGAAAGAAAAGCUGAUUCUAGAAUUUACUUUCCCCAGCAACAAACGCAUAAUGGGCAAAUCAGAUAUUUUGAUCAUGCUCAUCACUGUUACUAAGGAUAGUUUUACUGUCUGUGGAUAAUGUGUAUAUAGUUUAUCUGUGUACAAUUUGAGGUAACUUUUUUUAAUGCCUGCCUCUUUACACUGACACUCCAAGCACCAGGCAGAGCUCACACAUUUUAUAAACAUAAUCCAAUGUCGGUAAAAAAACAAAACAACUCCUACUUCUCUGAAAGUCAAAGUAACAGCAGCUUGAUAGCACAGGCAUGGAGGUUUUAUUUUUUUGGUGCAAGGCCUUAAUAAAAGCCUGUUGGGAGAGUCUAGGUGUUAACAUAGCUCAGGUAAUGGGGAUAGUGCACUGGCAAAGUGGUUCCCAGACUCCAUGAAGUCUUUACAUAUAGAGUUUAGAUCUCUCUUGUGUUCCCAUUAGGUGCAAUGUACAGAUACAUGAGAAUAGGGGGAUCAUUUUUAACGGGCAUUAAACUAUGGUUGGUUUGUAUCUGCUAAUAAAUCACUGGUGUAAUGCACUGAAAUAGAGGUUCAGUCAUGAGAGGUGGUUAAGAGACCAGCCUCUGUUUGGUCCAAUAGUCCUGCUGCAUUUUAGUGGAAACCUGAGUUGGCUUUUUCUGCAAUCUUCCCUAAUUGUUUGAAACUUUGGGAACCUUUGCUGCUGACGGAAGACCUUAAAACAAUCAUGGUCAGGAAUGUGCUGAGUAGUUUGGAAGCGAGCGAUGAUGAUAGUAACUAACCAGCUUUGUCUACACUGAAAGUCACCACAGCAUGGAAAUAUAACCACUGGCAUGACUAAUUCUGAUACUACAAUAAAACAAAAGUGUUUAUACCCGA